Molecule: messenger RNA, 1086 nt
Organism: Coprinopsis cinerea okayama7#130
Lineage: Eukaryota; Fungi; Basidiomycota; Agaricomycetes; Agaricales; Psathyrellaceae
Product: NADH-cytochrome b5 reductase
Exons: 5
Coding region: 1-1086 (361 amino acids)
Molecular function (GO): oxidoreductase activity
Source: RefSeq, a predicted model, not a curated record
AUGCCGAACCAAUACCAGCUGGCAUUUCUCGCCUCUUUCUUCGUCACUCUCGCAUCCCUCAUCGCUUCUCUCCACUUUGCAGUCGCUUUCUUCAGGUCAAAGGGCUACGACAUCGGCGAUCUCAUCCUAAUAGGUCUCGACAAGAAGAACCCAAACCCAACAGACGGACGCGUAGAAAUAGAGAAAAUACCCGCUAUCAUCAUGGAGUUCGUCAAAAACGCUGACCUGGACGACAUUGUCCAGCUCGCCACGUCCCCCACCGUCCUCGUCACUGCUGGCAUCGUCCUCGCCACCGCUGUCUAUGUCAAACUCUUCCACACAGGCCGAACAGCUCCUCUGGACCCUCUCAAUUGGAAGGAGUUCCCCUUGUUGAAGACCACAAAAGUGUCGCCUAAUACGGCAAUCUAUCGUUUCAAGUUGCCCCACCAGCGCGACGUCUUGGGUCUCCCCAUUGGCCAGCACAUCUCCGUCUCUGCCGAAAUUAACGGCAAGACCAUCGUCCGAAACUACACCCCCGUCAGUCUCGACGACGACCGCGGUUUCUUCGACCUCCUCAUCAAGACCUAUGAGAAGGGCAACAUCUCUCGCUAUGUCACUACCCUCAACCCUGGUGACAAGCUUCGAGUCAAGGGUCCAAAGGGCAAUUUCAAGUAUUCCCCCAACCUUGUUGGUCACCUCUCCAUGAUCGCCGGCGGUACCGGUAUUGCGCCCAUGAUCCAGAUCAUCCGCGGUGUUUUGCGAAACCCCCUCGACCAAACUACCCUCACCCUCAUUUACGCCAACGUUAACGAAGAAGACAUCCUCCUCCGCGCCGAAUUGGAGGAACUGCUCGACGUCCAUGGCGAACAGAGGUUCAAGAUCUUCUACGUCCUCAACAACCCACCUGUUGGCUGGAAGGGCGGUGCUGGUUUCGUGACCAAGGAACACAUCAAGGAGCUCUUGCCAAACCCUGCUGAAACCAACAGCAAGAUCCUCAUUUGCGGCCCUCCUCCCAUGGUUAACGCCAUGAAGAAAAACCUUGACGAACUCAAAUACCCUCUCCCGAAUACCAUCAGCAAGCUCCAAGACAAGGUCUUUGUCUUCUAA